GGAAUGCGAGGCUGGAGAGCCGGGGCCCGGGCCCGACCCUAAGAGGGUGAGGCUGGCCCGGGGGCAGAGAUGCGAGUGGGUUGAGGGGCAGCCCCGAGAAGGAGACGCUCCCAGGGGUGGCCGGAAGGUGCUCUCAGGGCGCCUCAGCCCAGUCGGAGGCCUCUGGAGGAACCGCACGACGGCCCCGAGAGUGACCUGGCCAGAGGGACCGAAGACAAAGAGGCCGGAAUCCCGCACCCGCCGCUCCUUGAGCCGAGUCCCGCUCCCGCGAACCCCGCAGCACCCGGAGCCUCUGGCCAGCAACCGAACUCGUCCUCAGGAGACCCAUUACUACUGCCCCCCUCGGACUCCCUCUCUCCACCAACUCAGUGUGACUCCCCACGCCCACCGGCCCUCGCUUCAGGAACCAAAACCAAUCCUCCCAAUGCGCGAGGUUUCCUGUCAGUAGUGCCCGAAUAGUUGCUGAGCGGUUACUUACGCUGUGAGGGAAAACGAAGAUCCAGUAUUCAGUACUUGAUUUUUGUCCCGGGUGGGAAUUGGUAGCUGUGUAGUCUGAGGGGGCGGGGAGGAUGUAAAGGGCCUCCGGAACGACUGCGGAGGUACUGGGGGAGAUCGGCAGCGACCCGCUUGCCUUCAGCAGGAUGGUGACUUGCCUUUAGAGCCUCUCAAGCUCCAGGUCUCCCCUAUGGUUCGAACUCACUAUGCAACAUUGGUCAGGGGAGCUAAAUGGGGUCAGGUUUGGGGGGAGGUGGAAGAAGGGCAGACAAUACUUUAUACUUUGCUGCUUCCCUGGGCUCCUUGGAAGUCACCCAGAAAUGGUAGCUUUUGAAAGGUCUCUCCAUGCUGUUUUGGCUUGCUGUCCUUAAGCUGGUGCUACCUCAGAUGGCCACAUGGAGUAUAUGGGAACUCAGGCCAGCUCUUGGCAAGACUUUAGACAUAUGAGUGUAUUUCUUCUGAUAGUGCCAUCUCUCUCUACCCUAGGAGGAAACUCUUCUUACAGUUGAGAGACUCAUCUGCAGGUGAUUCUCCAAGGACAUGGGAAAAUAGGUGUAAGCCCUCGAACCCUUAAGUGGAGGGGAGCUGCUUUCUGCUGUGAAUGAUGGCCAAACCCACUCUGAGAGGGAAUGGCACUAACUCUGAGACGUUCCGACAGCGCUUCAGGAGAUUUCACUACCAGGAGGUAGCUGGGCCCCGGGAGGCUUUCAGCCAACUCUGGGAACUUUGCUGUCGUUGGCUAAGGCCGGAGGUCACAGUCUCUGUGAAGGGGCAGGAAGUGCGCUUGGAGAAGAUGACACCCCUGAAAUCAUCACGAGAGUUAUUAAGUGUUCGGCAGGAGUCAGUGGAACCCCAGCCCAGGGGUGUAACCAAGAAAGAGAGGGCAAGGAGCCCAGACCUGGGACCACAGGAGCAGAUGAACCCAAAGGAGAAGCUCAGACCUUUUCAAAGGAGCGGAUUUCCAUUUCCUAAAUCCGGUGUGGUCUCCAGGUUGGAGCAAGGAGAGCCAUGGAUCCCUGAUCUGGGCUCCAAGGAGAAGGAACUCCCAAGAGGCAGUCACACAGGAGAUAGACAAAUGCAUGCUGAUCUGUUAUCACCCAAGAGAGAGAGAAGAAGCUGGGUGGACCAGGAUCACUGGGGCUUUGAGGAUGAGAAGGUAGCAGGUGUGCACUGGGGCUACGAAGAGACCAGAACUCUCCUUGCAAUUCUCAGUCAGACUGAGUUUUAUGAGGCUCUCCGAAACUGUCAUCGAAACAGCCAAGUGUAUGGGGCUGUGGCUGAGCGGCUCCGGGAGUAUGGCUUCCUUCGGACCCUGGAACAGUGUCGGACCAAGUUCAAGGGUCUCCAGAAGAGCUAUAGGAAAGUCAAGAGUGGUCAACCACCUGAGACCUGCCCCUUCUUUGAAGAGAUGGAGGCCCUGAUGAGUGCCCAGGUCAUCGCAUUGCCCAGUAAUGGCUUGGAAGAGGCAGCCUCUCACUCUGGCCUGGUAGGCAGCGAUGCCGAGACUGAGGAGCCAGGGCAAGGGGACUGGCAGCAUGAGGAAGUGGAAGAAGCUAUGGCUGAAGAGUCUGACAGUGAUGAAAUGGGCCAGGAGGCCACCCCCCAAGACCCUGACAACUCAACUGCACCUGUUCUUUUUCGAAGCCCAAGUGGUGUACACUGGGGCUAUGAAGAAACAAAGACUUACCUUGCAAUUCUUAGUGAGACUCAGUUCUAUGAAGCCCUCCGGAAUUGUCACCGCAACAGCCAGUUGUAUGGAGCAGUGGCUGAGCGGUUAUGGGAAUAUGGAUUCUUAAGGACACCAGAGCAGUGUCGGACCAAAUUUAAAAGCCUACAAACCAGCUACAGGAAAGUCAAGAAUGGCCAAGCACCAGAGACCUGUCCCUUCUUUGAAGAGAUGGAUGCUUUGGUGAGUGCCAGGGUUGUUGCCCCACCCAGUGACAGCCGGGAAGAAGAGACAGCCUCUUGUCCCGUCCAGGAGACCAGUGAGACCGAAGCUGAGAAGCAAGCUGAGGCGGCAGAAGAGACCAUAGAAGAAGAUUCUGAAGAUGAUGAAGAGGAUACUGAGGUACCCCUGGGGGUUGUCAUGACCCGUGCUCCAGUCUUAUUCCAGAGCCCCAGUGGUUUUGAGGCUGGAUUUGAUAAUGAAGAGAAUCUAAAACGAGAUAUUUCUGAAGAAGUACAACUACAUAGAACAUUACUUGCAAGGUCUGAAAGGAAAGUUUCCCGGCAUCUUACUCAGGGUAAAGGUGGUGAGAGUGAAUGUAGAUCAGGACAACAGUGGGAAAAGACCCCAGGGGAGAGAAGAGGAAAACCAACACCCCCCGAGAGGAGUCUAGGUAAAGUUCUAAAUCAUCAGAGACCUUACUUGGGAGAGAGACCCUGUAAAUAUCUCAGAUACAGCAAAAGCUUUGGUCCCAACUCCCACCUCAUGCAUCAGAUAUCUCAUCAAGUGGAAAAUCCAUAUAAAUGUGCUGACUGUGGGAAAAGCUUCAGUCGGAGUGCACGCCUCAUUAGACACCGGAGAAUCCACACUGGAGAGAAACCUUAUAAGUGUCUUGACUGUGGGAAAAGUUUCCGUGAUAGUUCAAACUUCAUCACCCACAGGAGAAUCCACACAGGAGAAAAACCGUAUCAAUGUGGUGAGUGUGGAAAAUGCUUCAAUCAGAGCUCAAGCCUUAUAAUUCACCAGAGAACCCACACAGGAGAAAAGCCCUAUCAAUGUGAAGAGUGUGGAAAAAGCUUCAACAAUAGUUCUCAUUUCAGUGCACAUCGGAGGAUACACACAGGAGAGAGACCCCAUGUGUGUCCUGACUGUGGAAAGAGUUUCAGUAAGAGUUCUGACUUACGUGCACAUCAUAGGACCCACACAGGAGAGAAACCCUAUGGGUGUCAUGACUGUGGCAAGUGCUUCAGUAAAAGUUCCGCUCUUAAUAAGCACCGAGAGAUCCAUACACGAGAAAAACUUCUGUCACAGUCAGCACCUAAGUAAGCCCCUGAGAAUUUAAAGAAAAGAUAAAUGCAUUGAAAUUGUUUGAAAAAGUCUUCUAAUAGUGAUGGUCUCCUAUUCCCUGCCCAACUAGCUUAGGAAACACUCUUAGAUUUACCCCACUCUGUUCCCAUGUUUUUCCUGGAUCUAUCAAUUCCUAAGGUAGUCAUCUUAAGAAUGACAGGAAGAUUUCAGUCCCUCUCCUUGCCUUCAUUGGAAAUGACAGAUAACACUUUUACCACUCAGUGCCUAUGUUGUUCCCUUAAUAGAGAGGAUGCAGUAGUAGAUCCCAUGUAUUUAUUUAUCCUGUUAUUCAGCUGCAUUUCAACUGGAAAAACCUAUCACAGCAGCAUUUCAGGGAGUUGUGAGACUUUUCUGAGUGGGUCUAGCUCUUUAUGCAAGAAAGUGGCAUUUCCUGUUCACAUAAGCCUGUGCUCAGAAUGACAUUUUCAUGCACACUCUUCAUUUACCUUAAAGGAGAGUUUAAUAUCCAUCUUGGUUCUGACCUAUGAAUCAUCUUAUCAAAAGCGUAGGUGUUCUAUAUGGGGAAACAGUGUAAACCUUAUAUAAAUAUUGAGGUGUGAACCCUGGAUUUCUUUAUUUUUUCUAACCCCUAGAAGAUCUGGAAUAGAAUAAUACAUUUAGAGCAUCUAGUUUGAUUUUUUUUUUUCCUUCUGUUCCGUCUCAAUCUGAAUUUCAUCUGUCCCUUCUGGUCCAGUAGUGCAAAGAGCAAGCCAGAUGGAUAUGCUGAUAUGAGAGAAGGCAGUUAGAGCUGCCAAUAGGGGAUUUUCUGCAUUCCACACGCUCCAAACACCUAGUUUAGUGUUAUACAGCACCCCAGGGCGCUCAAUACUAACCUGCACUGAGCAGAAACCACUGCCAUGUACCCAUGGAUUAGGAAACAGACCACUCUGUGCCAACUCUUUACCCUAAUAGCAAGGAGGACAGAUUAUCUUUGGUCACUGGAGUUGCCAAUACUCGCACACAUGCAUGUGCACAUACUCAACUGUAUAGAUCCAUUUUUAAAAGUUCUUCAAACACAAGUGUAAUUCUGAUCUGUAUAAUCAAAUAGUACUGAAUUAAUUGCCCAUCUAUUCAUAGUAGUAUGAUGAGCCCUAUACAGCACAAGGUAAACAGACCCUGUCCUUGUUCUUACAGUCUAAAACAGAUGACACUGACAUGGACAAAUAAUAAAUGCACAUGUAGAGCUGCAGCAGUUUUAGAGAAAUCUAGAAAUCUAGUAACAUUUUGCAUAAAUGUUAAGGUCUAAUGCAUUAUAGUUUUCUAUAAGAAAAAUGUGGGAGGUAUUUUCUUUUUAUUCAGGAAGGCUUCAUGAAACAGCAAGUGUUCAAAGGAAGGAAAGUUACCAGGUAAAUUAGGGUGGGAUGAACUCUCCAAAACUAAUCACAAAACUAAGUGCUGAGUGGGUGAGAAAUGGGAAAAUUCGAGAGCAAGGUGUUUUAUGCAGAUGGAGCCCAGGGCAAAAGACAGACUGUAAGGAAAGUUAGACAAAGCUUGGAGCAGCACAAAAUCUGAGGAAUAGUAUGAUCUAGGCUAUGCACAAGGCAGAGAACUGCCUUAACUGGAACAUGGAGUGCCAGAGGCAGAUCAGGAGGUGGUGGUCCCAUCCACCUAUAAUAAAUCAGAUACUGUGCUGUACUUUUUGAUGAAAGAGCCAGCUCAUACUGGGGAAGAAUGAGCAGUUUAGGAGACUAGCUCCUAUGGGAGACAAAGGUCAGAAAUUAGUAUCUUGAGAAGAUACUUCAGUGGGCAGGUCUGAGGAAGGAGGAAUGUGAACAGAUGGCCAAGGCCUGGGAUAAGUAGCUGUUUCAUAUUCACAUUUAAUCAGUCCUGUGGCUGGAAUGAGAUAUCAAAGAGGAGUGGGGAGACAGAAUAUUCUGUAAUUCAUAGCUUGCUGUGUUAGAUGAGAGGUUGAUUAGGGUUCUUGUGUUGAGGGAUCCUACUACAAAAAAUCUCCUAAUGUUUAUUAGGAGGAGAUAGUGUCUCAAUUAUGUGGCCUAAGCAGACAGGAAGAUAGAAGAAACAUUAGUCUAAAGCAGUGCCUCAGGAUCUGAGAUGGUUUAGUAAGUAUGUUUUUAAAUGUGUGUUUUUUGAUAUGAGAGAUUACUGUCUUUAGUAUAUUUAUGGAAAGUUGUGUGUAAAAAGCACUGGUUUGGGUAUCAGCAGAUAUGAAUUCUGGUUCCAGAUGUCUUGUGUGUAAGUCAACCUGUUUCCAUCUCCCUUUCUGUAAAGCAGAAUAAUGUUUACACCUUAAUCUGCCUCUCAGGGAUACCAUGUUAAUAAAAAUUACGUCUAUAAAGUA
Messenger RNA from Callorhinus ursinus (northern fur seal), 5807 nucleotides. RefSeq names its product zinc finger and SCAN domain containing 29 (gene ZSCAN29). The record is from RefSeq and is a predicted model, not a curated record. Gene Ontology annotation, cellular component: nucleus. Gene Ontology annotation, biological process: regulation of transcription by RNA polymerase II. Gene Ontology annotation, molecular function: DNA-binding transcription factor activity, RNA polymerase II-specific; RNA polymerase II cis-regulatory region sequence-specific DNA binding. NCBI's taxonomy places the organism in Eukaryota, Metazoa, Chordata, Mammalia, Carnivora, Otariidae.